UACUGUUCUUCACCACAAAUUGUUUAGAUUCGGUUCUCUCUGGUUUCUGAAAGCUCAGGAAAUAUGGGAGGUUGUGCCACCAAACCGAAGGUUUUAAAGGGUGACGACGGCGGCGUACCUUCUGCGUCGGCGGCUCCCGAAGCAAAGGAGGGUGCUGAUGUAGCCGUCGACGAUGAAGCAACCAACAAGGGAGAAUCUCUUGGUAACUUGUUGAACGGGACUGAAAAGAAGGGAGCCGGUGAGACCGAGGCUGAGACCGAUGAUCAACCGCCGUUGAAGCUGACAGAAACAAAACCAGUUGAGGCGGUAGCCACGGCAGCAGUGGAUGUGACUGAGACAGAAAAGAAGGAAACAUCAGCAGCAGGCGAAGAUGAAACAGCAAAGUGAAGCUGCAACGUUUAUGUUCAAACACAUUUUGCCUAUAGAAAUCAAGUGUUCAGGGCUUUUAAGCGACGUAUUUUUGUUGCUCUUAAAAUCUUUAUUUUCUUUCAUCUGAGUUUGUGAUUUUUUGCUUUCUAUAUUUUGUUCACAUGGACAUGUGUGCUUUUAUUAGAUUCAAUUUAUAAGCAUGUAUUUGUUGUACCUGAUUCGACCCGAAUUGGGUCCAACA
Molecule: messenger RNA, 610 nt
Organism: Hibiscus syriacus
Lineage: Eukaryota; Viridiplantae; Streptophyta; Magnoliopsida; Malvales; Malvaceae
Exons: 2
Coding region: 64-387 (107 amino acids)
Source: RefSeq, a predicted model, not a curated record